Solanum verrucosum is the source of this 864-nucleotide messenger RNA. RefSeq lists its product as uncharacterized. The record is from RefSeq and is a predicted model, not a curated record. The transcript is spliced from 2 exons. The coding region runs from base 1 to 864 and encodes 287 amino acids. Lineage: Eukaryota; Viridiplantae; Streptophyta; Magnoliopsida; Solanales; Solanaceae.
AUGCAGUGGUAUGAUAAGCUAGCUAGCAGCCUCUGUUCAAAAGGGUACACUCAUUCAAACAGUGACUACUCAUUGUUUUACAUGAAGCAGAGAUACUCACUAAUGUUUGUUGUUGUAUAUGUUGAUGAUAUCAUCUUGACUGGGACUGACUUGGAGGAAAUUGCAUCUUUGAAGGCCUUCUUGCAUGAUCAGUUUAGAAUAAAGGAUCUAGGGAAACUGCACUAUUUUCUGGGAUUGGAAAUACUAUAUAGACCUGAUGGUGUCCUCAUUUCACAAAGAAAGUUCACUCUUGACCUCCUAAAGGAGUUUGAUUCUAUUGACUGCAAGACCACUACUUCACCACUUGAUCUUGUUGAAAAACUGAAGGCCACAGAGGGCAAGUUAUUAUCAGAUCCUAUUCACUAUCGAAAGUUGAUUGGCAAGCUCAAUUUUCUCUCCAACACAAGAAUAGAUAUAGCAUAUAGUGUCCAACACCUCAGUCAGUUCUUGCAAUCGCCCAGAGAACCUCAUUUGAAGGCUUCUUACCAUGUCGUAAGAUACCUCAAACAAGACCCUACAUUGGGAAUAUUUGUCUCUAAUAAACCCCACCUCAAUAUCAGUGCUUUUUGUGAUUCAAAUUGGGCUACUUGUCCUGAUUCAAGAAAGUCAAUCAGUGGUUACCUGGUCAUCAUGGGUAAUAGUCCCAUUAGUUGGAAGUCUAAGAAGCAAGCCAUAGUCUCCUUAUCUUCUGUAGAAGCUGAGUACAGGGCUGUGAGACAAGUAGUUGGUUCUCAAUUGGCAGAUGUUUUCACCAAAGCCUUAACUAGUGUCAAGCAUGCUACUCUUUUGGGCAAGUUGUCUGUGUUCAGCUCACCUCCAACUUGA